UCUGUCAUUGUGACCACGUAUUGUCUGGGUGAGUUGUUCACGGACCGUAACAACUCACUUGAGCAGAAUUUAAAAGGCAUCUCCACCUGAUAAGGAGGCACACACAGGAAGGAGAAAGAAGCAUCAGAGAAACGGAAAUCAUGAAGCUGCAAACUGCUGUUCUGCUGACCUGUCUGCUCAGGACAAGUCUUGCUUUGCCGGUGAUAUUUGCAAGCAACAGCAAUGAGAUGCUCAAUGCAUUAACUCUCGCAGCUCUUGGACGAGCGCAGGGCUCAUCCCUACUGCCCCAAUUUGUUCUGCAACAACAGCAACCUGAGGUACUGUUUACCCCUCAGGUGGUGAAUUUGAACCCUCAACUGGCAGGUCCUUUCGGUGCCCAAGGGCCACAGCUGCUGCUUCCCAACCAGGGAAACCAGCUGACACCAAUGUUUGUCGCCAACGGCCAGCAAGAGCAGCUUGGACCGCCACAGGAUCCCAAUAACCCAAACGUUCCUCAGCAAGCCCAAAACCCUAUGCAGCUAUAUCCACAGUUCCAGUACCCAUCUUUUGGGUUUCCUCAGCUUCAGAGACAUCAGGGCUUCUCCUACUAUAUGCCACCUUAUGGCUAUCCCCAGCAGAGGGGCACUGCAGUGCUGCAGCCCAGCAACGGACAGCAGAACCUGGAGAGAACCACACAGAGACCACAGCUCCCCCUGCAGGGUUCCAAGCCCAAGGUACAGACAGAAAAGACAUGGCCAGCGGGGACACAGAAAGAGUCCACUACAAAUCCUCCUGAUCCUCGCGGUGACGCAACUGGCACUGGGAUUGAUGAAGGAAAUGGCAACUUCCCGUUCCUGUUUGAACCCUAGAGGCCACCUGGGAAAGAACAGCAACUUUUGAGGCGUUUUUUGCCACAAAUUGAAUGAAAGUUGCUGUAAUUUACUUAAACUGCAUGUUGAAUAAAUAUUUUUUUUCCAAAUGAAAUUGCGUAAGAUUCUUAUCGUGAAAACAAAGACAUUUCUGUAAGUUGAAUAAGCAAACUUGGACAAAGCUUGAUA
Molecule: messenger RNA, 1037 nt
Organism: Cololabis saira (Pacific saury)
Lineage: Eukaryota; Metazoa; Chordata; Actinopteri; Beloniformes; Belonidae
Gene: odam
Product: odontogenic, ameloblast associated
Exons: 10
Coding region: 141-848 (235 amino acids)
Source: RefSeq, a predicted model, not a curated record